Molecule: messenger RNA, 604 nt
Organism: Phragmites australis (common reed)
Lineage: Eukaryota; Viridiplantae; Streptophyta; Magnoliopsida; Poales; Poaceae
Product: protein SPIRAL1-like 3
Exons: 2
Coding region: 65-397 (110 amino acids)
Biological process (GO): cortical microtubule organization
Cellular component (GO): cortical microtubule, transverse to long axis
Source: RefSeq, a predicted model, not a curated record
GUUCUUGCUUCUGCAGCUUGCUCUCCUCACCGACCUUUGCGGAGUAGAGAGUUGCAAGGAGAGGAUGGGCCGUGGCCGCGGCGUGAGCUACGGUGGAGGGCAGAGCUCGCUGGACUACCUCUUCGGCGGCGGCGGCGGCGGCGGCGGGGGAGCUGGGGUGCCGCUCAAGCCGACGGCGGAGCAGAGGCCACAGCCGGCUGCGGCGGCCUCCGCCGAUGACAGGCUCAAGGAGGUCCCGGCCGGCGUCCGGGGCAGCCAGACCAACAACUACUUCCGGGCGCAGGGGCAGAACUGCGGCAACUUCCUCACGGAUCGCCCGUCGACCAAGGUGCACGCGGCUCCGGGCGGUGGCUCGUCGCUCAGCUACCUCUUCGGCGGCGGCGCCGGUGGCAAGUGAUGGUCACCGCCGGUUCAGAGCUGAGCUCGCUCAACAGCAACGCGUAUUCGCAAUUGCACGCUUGAUUAGUAGUUCAUAACCUGCUUGUCCUACGGUUUCCAAGAACUGUUCAUGUGUGUCUCUGUAAUUUUACUGGUAUCCCUGUGUGGUAUGUCCGCAGCUACUUAUCAUAUGAGUACCAAAAACUGACCUGUCCUGCCGUGCAUG